Molecule: messenger RNA, 2206 nt
Organism: Haliotis rufescens (red abalone)
Lineage: Eukaryota; Metazoa; Mollusca; Gastropoda; Lepetellida; Haliotidae
Product: nucleoredoxin-like protein 2
Exons: 3
Coding region: 207-803 (198 amino acids)
Biological process (GO): photoreceptor cell maintenance; sensory perception
Source: RefSeq, a predicted model, not a curated record
UGUCCUUCCCAUCUCUAGAUCUAAACUCAGCCAGUAGUUUAGUUUUUGACAAGUUGUGUAACAUAUUUCAUGACUUAAUGUUAAGAACACAGUGAAGUGAAAUAAUUUGUAGAAUAUAUUUUACACUUCACAAUGUCCUAUGGCCUUGCAUGUACAUGUCAAGCUUAAAUUGCCCACGGAGCACACACUGGUAAGUGAGACAGAAGAUGGAGUCACACAAACCUGAGUCCACAUCACCUCCUCCUCCUCCUCCAAACCCUUUCAAAGACUGCUGGCUAUUGACUAAGGAGCACUUCAAUACUGAGAAGUAUGUUCCUGACCGGGCUACUUAUGGCCUGGUCAGUGGCGAAGAGGUUACAAAGGAGAGAGUGACCGCUGUCUACUUCUCAGCAUCCUGGUGCCCCCCAUGUCAGAAGUUUACACCCCUCCUCCGGCAAAUGUACCAGGACCUCAGGAACAGGAAUGCCCCUCUUCAGGUUAUCUUCAUCAGCUUUGACCGAACAAAAGAGGCGAUGGAAGAAUACUACCUAAGCUGUCAUGGUGACUGGCUAGCAGUGCCUUAUGACGACCCUCUCAGAGAGCAGCUUUCCAACAAGUUCAACAUCAAUGCUAUCCCCAAGCUGGUUGUGCUGCGCCCGGAUGGGGAGGUGAUCACCAUGAGAGGACGGAAGGACGUUCAGGACAAGGGGAUGAUCAGUUUCCGGAGCUGGCAGAAUGCAGCUAACUUGGCAGACACUGUGUCUUUAACCAGAACAUUCUCUGAAACAAGGGGUGUCUCAGUGACAAGGGACCCAGAUGAGUAGUCCAUACACGUCAUGGAGUAGAGUCGAGAGUAGGAACUGUGAGAGCGAGUGACAGGCAGAGAGUUAGGAAGGAGGAGAUGGUGAACCAGCUGACGGCAAGAAAGGAUCUGUGCUGAAAGUAGUCUGGUUUAUGGUGGUCAACACCAUACUAAUAAUAUUAAUUAUACUAUUCAAAAGAAGUUAAAGAACACCUGAUUAUGUUCAUGACUAGAGUUAAUUUGUCAUGGCAUAUGAAGCUGAACAUUCACAGGUGUCACAGGCAAAGAAAAUAGACUUGAGAAUGCAUCACAAAAUCUACCCAGACUCUAUUUCCCGGAUUUCAAUAUGUUGUGCAAUCAACAUCUUUUCUUUUUUUCUUUGCAUCACUUCAGUGAAACUGUGUCCAGACACUGCACCAGACACUUCCUGUAACACAUGUCAGAGAAGGGUAGGUGAGUUAUCUCCCCUGGAAGGAACUCGAGUCCCUGUAACUGGCAACUAUCUGAACCUGACCCCUGCUCGAGUAUGCAAGUACCUGUCACAGUUCUAGCCAACACAUCCAUAUCAAAUGCUAUUUGUGUGACAACAUAUCCAAGAAAGGAUGCAAGACAUCAGUCAUACACAGUCUGUCUUAUAAAAAGUGAGCAGCGUACUAAAAGUGGAGAUGAAAGGCAGCAAUGGAUGACGAGAGUGAAGCUUUACCAAAAGCUGGCUCCGUGUACAACAAAUCUCCCCCUUGGGGAUUGGUAAUCACACAAACGUAGUAAGUGUGAUGAUGACUCAACUGAUAGACCGUGGUCAUCCUGGUCACCUAAAUUUGAAGCUGUACAUGAAAUAUCUUUUUUCAUAACCCAUGUAUCUUCCACGUUGAAGGCCAACAAUUAUCAAGGUCUUCAGCUUCAUAGGAUAACACUUCAUGGAUAAGAACUUCUUUGAUACUGUAAAGGCAACGUUUCGGUAUAGAUCCUAAUACCGUUUUCAAGCAAGAUUCGUAGGAUACAUGGGAUAAAAAUAUUGAUAUUUUAUGUAUGACAAAUUCCUGUGGUCUGGUAGAGUGGGGGGAAAGGAGGUCAAAAGGUCGUAAUGUUCAAUCUACGUAUUGAAGAGAGGGGGAAAGGAGGUCAAAAGGUCAUAAUGUUCAAUCAAUGUAUUGAAGAGAGGGGGAAAGGAGGUCAAAAGGUCGUAAUGUUCAAUCAAUGUAUUGAAGAGAGGGGGAAAGGAGGUCAAAAGGUCGUAAUGUUCAAUCUAUGUAUUGAGUCACUGAGAAUCAUGUUCCAUGAAUAUCAACCAAACACAUCUUCAUGAGGCAAGUGAGUUAACUGACGUAAAAUGUCAUGCAGAUUUUUGUCGAUUGCAGGAUUUGCAAAGCAUGUGCACCGCCAACUCGUUGUCAACAGAUUUUUCCAAGUCUUUUCAUGUUUUAA